Molecule: messenger RNA, 2002 nt
Organism: Bradysia coprophila
Lineage: Eukaryota; Metazoa; Arthropoda; Insecta; Diptera; Sciaridae
Product: glutamate receptor ionotropic, delta-2-like
Cellular component (GO): membrane
Molecular function (GO): ligand-gated monoatomic ion channel activity
Source: RefSeq, a predicted model, not a curated record
ACUUAUCUAGCUCAAAUGUACUGCAUUUGCAUAUUAUGGACAAAUUUCGAUGUGAAUCAAAUCGACGGCAUUAAUUUCGAAGCGGACGCAAACUAUCCGAAUAUGAUUUGGAUGAAAUAUGAGGCAUCAACUAAGAAUCGGACAAAUGUCGACCAAUUCGUUCGAAUUGGCAUCGAAAAUUAUUGUCAGGCAUUCAUAGUAACUCCCAAUUCAGCCGUUGAUUUCCUAAUUUCAUUUGAAGCAGUUAGAUAUUCAACUGAGCGACGAUACAGCAGCACAUAUGUUGUGGCUCUUCCAUCGAACUUGGAUGAAAAUAAGAACUACAUCGACGAUGUUUCGCAACAAAAAUCUGUUGAAGAUAUCCCAAAUCUAUUGAUAAUUUCUCCCACACGCGGUGUGAAUGGCACGGAUAUGGCAUACGAUUUGAUAACGACACAAAUCGACAAUCGAAACAAUCAUUCGAGUCUGCAAACUUUGGAUACAUUCAACGUUGGGCAAUUCUAUGCGAAUGCCAAUUUAUUCCCCGACAAAUUGUUCGAUUUGAAAGGACAACCUCUUCGGAUGUCCAUUUUCAAUUAUCCACCGUACAAUGUGUGGUGGGAAGUUCCACCCGGCACUGGAAAUGCGAAUCUGGACGGCUCGGAAGAUGGCAAAAGUUUAUUUGUUGAUGGAACUGAAACAUUGUUGGCACUGGAAUUUUGCAAACUGUACAAUUGCACCUUACACAUUGUUAUUGAUGAGGAGCAUACAUGGGGAACGGUUUAUGAUAACGGUACAGGCGACGGAUCUCUAGGAAAUACGUAUGAACGACGUUCAGAUAUCGGAGUCGGUGGUCAAUAUUCAUGUGAAACUUUAAGGCAUCAAUUCCAUUUUUUUUUGGAUCUUUCUGCCCCAUUCACACGAAGCGCUGCCACCGUAAUGUGUCCAAAACCGAAACAGCGCAUCGGAUUGGUGCUGCUAGUCUUACCAUUCUCAAAUAUGAUGUGGGCGGCUGAAUUUGCAACAUUAUUCGCUUGUAUAAUGGCAAUAAUUUUGGCAAGACUUGCUUCAUCGAGACUUCAUCGAGAACAGCCAGUUGUCAGUACUUCAUCCACGUGGUUCGAAGUGUGGGCCAUUUCAUUGCUUCAAUCGAGAAAUUUCGUACUACGACAUCUACCGGAAACGAUCAUCACAGUCUGUGCAUUGAUCUCAAGCAUGUUGAUUGCAAGCGCAUACUCUGGCGAACUCGCUGGUAUGACAACCGUUCCGCAAUUCGAAGAACCCAUUGACACAAAUCGACAAUUUGCUGAAAGGAAAAUGAAAUGGGGAGCCUGGCAUCAUGCAUGGGUUACAUCACUGGAAGAUGCUCCAGAUCCAAUUGUCGAGUAUCUGUUCAAUUCUUUUGAACUAAUUUCGACGGAAGCUUUGGGAACGCGUCCAUAUUCUGACGAUUUUUGUUACCCACUAGAAACAUUGCAAUACGGACAUUUUGCUAUUGGUGAUUUCCUGACCGUAGAAAAGACGAGCUUUUUGCGAUUGAUUCGGGACGAUUUUUAUUGGGGACAUGUGGUUGCAUAUCAGUAUAAAACGUGGCCGUUGAAGAAUCUGUACGACAUGCAUGUCUUGUAUGUGGUUCAGAGUGGUUUGUUCAAAUACUGGGAAACUUGUGCUGCAGCAAAGUAUCAAAACUGGAAAGUGCAAUUGGCUAUCGCCACAUCAAGGCGUAAAGAUAAACCAAUGCCAAUCAGUUUGCAAAUUGAUCAUAUGAGCGGAGUGUUCAUAAUAUGGGGAAUUGGAUGUGGUAUUUCGACUGCGGUUUUCGUUUCCGAAAUCUUUUUCGUUCGAUUUUAUCGGAAGAUAGGAAUUCCGGUGCAAUUGGAAGGUUUAUCCUUAUCCAUCAAACAUAAUCGUCAGUUUUAUCAGUAAUGUACGAAUUGAACGGCUUACAAUAAAAGUUUGAAUUGGCCGAAAAAUAGGAGCCAAAAAAAGUGUAGAAAAUUUAAAAGCUUACCCCAACCAAUCA